Medioppia subpectinata is the source of this 1598-nucleotide messenger RNA. The record is from the annotation of a GenBank genome assembly. NCBI's taxonomy places the organism in Eukaryota, Metazoa, Arthropoda, Arachnida, Sarcoptiformes, Oppiidae.
AGGCAAAGAAGACAUGAGUCCACCGAAUAGUGUGAACGGUUGCUAUAGUGUUGACAGCUUUGGUGAUCCCAAGAAGAAGAAGGGUCCGGCGCCCCGACAACAGGAAGAACUUUGUCUCGUUUGUGGUGACAGAGCCUCUGGCUAUCACUACAAUGCUCUCACAUGUGAGGGCUGUAAAGGUUUUUUCCGGCGAAGCAUUACUAAGAAUGCUGUCUAUCAAUGCAAAUAUGGAAACAGUUGUGAAAUCGAUAUGUAUAUGAGAAGGAAAUGUCAAGAAUGCCGACUCAAGAAGUGCUUGAGUGUCGGUAUGAGACCGGAGUGUGUGGUACCUGAGUAUCAGUGCGCUAUCAAAAGGGAAUCCAAAAGAGCGCAGAAAGACAAAGACAAACCCAACAGCACUACUAAAGAAGCGAUGAGUCCCGAAAAGAUUGACGACAAACCCAGUAUCUUGACGUCCAAUACGGUUAACAUUAACUCCAAUGUUAUAAAGCCGUUGACUAACCCUCAGGACGAGAUGAUCAAAAAGCUAGUCUACUUCCAGGAGGAGUUCGAGUCUCCCUCUGAGGAUGACGUCAAGAAAAUUACUAGACCGUCUCUAUUAGAGCCGAAGAAAGUGGAGAAGAUUCAGGAGUUCUAUAUCGACACAUUGAAAGCAUACGUCGAUAACCACAGACCUCCCGGCAAAUGCUAUUUCGCCCGACUGUUAGCCAUUCUGACAGAACUGCGAACUCUCGGGAACAUCAACUCCGAGAUGUGUUUCUCAUUGAAAGUGCAGAACAAAAAGUUGCCCCCAUUUUUGGCCGAGAUUUGGGACAUUCAAGAAUAGCACUAACUCUGUGGCCAUCACUAUAUGUGUUGAGUGUUUGCCAUUCAAAUCAUUGUCAAACCAUAUAUGGGACACUCAACUACUUUAUAAAGGCUUCGAUUACAACCACAUCUCAUACCUAUUAUUAAUUGUUGUUUAGUUGCCGUUGCAGUCGAUGUCCAUAUCAUUGAUUUGAGACAACAGUUUAAAGUAUUGUAUGUAUUCGAAGAUCUCUCGUAACGCACAACGACUACAAACACUGCAAGUGCUGACAAUCAAUGAGACGUCCACUGCUUCGGCCCUUAUUAUCAUGUACUUUAUAUGCUUAGCAAUGCUACCGGUGACCUACCUUUCCAUUCACUGUUUAAUAUUUAAAUUUAUUAUUAAUUAUUAUUAUUAACUAUUAUUAUUAUUAUUAUUAUUACGUCAAACCAUCUCAUAUUUUAUUAGAAACCCUAACAUUUCCGCUAAACAACGACUCUAUUAUCCAAACAAUAGCAUUAGGUUUUAAUAUUGGCAUAAAUAUAACCAUUUGCUGAAUGAAAUACAAUUUGCCUUCAAAUCAAUUAAUGUCUGCAAUAUUGAAAAUAUGGCUUCAUUUACAUCAUUGCAAGUGUAUAAUUGUCAUCACAACAACACAAAUGAUUGUCAUUAUAUUAAGACAUUAACAGACACUAUAUAUAACACUCGUUUAUACGUCCAUUAAUACCCAAGUUUUGGUGCAAUUUUGCAGUUUUUCUCACAUUUAUUCAACCAUUUAUUUGGUGCUAAUCUUAAAGUUUAGUUAAUAUGC